Molecule: messenger RNA, 4425 nt
Organism: Globicephala melas (long-finned pilot whale)
Lineage: Eukaryota; Metazoa; Chordata; Mammalia; Artiodactyla; Delphinidae
Gene: RAB14
Product: RAB14, member RAS oncogene family
Biological process (GO): defense response to bacterium; phagosome maturation; endocytic recycling
Cellular component (GO): Golgi apparatus; trans-Golgi network; phagocytic vesicle
Molecular function (GO): GTP binding; GTPase activity
Source: RefSeq, a predicted model, not a curated record
AUGCGGGGGCGAGGGUGUCCCCACGCGGCGCCCGCCGAAGCUCCGGUCCUCCCCGCCCAGUCGAGGGCUCCGGGGCGCGGCGUGGGCAAGGGUGUGUUCGGCCUCGUCUUCCCCGCCUCCUCAGCCGGCCUGGGCCGACUCGCACCUCCCGCGGGCCCCGUCUCCUUGCCGCCACUCUCGGCGGCCGCCGACCUCCCCCGCCGGGUUUGUCCACGCGGGCCGCGCCGCUCUGCAGCUCACGAGCCCCGGACGUGGCGUUUCCCGGCCCAUAGGCCGCGUCCGGCCCCGAGCACAAAAGGCAGCAGCCCGCAGCCCCGCUGGCCUCUUGGACCGUCUGCGACGUCCUUGUCGAUUGCCACAAUGGCAACUGCACCAUACAACUACUCUUACAUCUUUAAAUAUAUUAUUAUUGGGGACAUGGGAGUAGGAAAAUCUUGCUUGCUUCAUCAAUUUACAGAAAAAAAGUUUAUGGCUGACUGUCCUCAUACAAUUGGUGUUGAAUUUGGUACAAGAAUAAUUGAAGUUAGUGGCCAAAAAAUCAAACUGCAGAUUUGGGAUACAGCAGGACAGGAGAGGUUUAGGGCUGUCACACGAAGCUACUACAGAGGAGCUGCGGGAGCACUUAUGGUGUAUGAUAUCACUAGAAGAAGUACAUAUAAUCACUUAAGCAGCUGGUUGACAGAUGCAAGGAAUCUCACCAAUCCAAAUACUGUAAUAAUUCUCAUAGGAAAUAAAGCAGAUUUGGAGGCACAGAGAGAUGUUACAUAUGAAGAAGCCAAACAGUUUGCUGAAGAAAAUGGCUUAUUGUUCCUUGAAGCAAGUGCAAAAACGGGAGAGAACGUAGAAGAUGCUUUCCUUGAGGCUGCCAAGAAAAUCUAUCAGAACAUUCAGGAUGGAAGCUUGGAUCUGAAUGCUGCCGAGUCUGGUGUACAACACAAACCUUCAGCCCCACAGGGAGGCCGGCUAACCAGUGAACCCCAACCCCAGAGAGAAGGCUGUGGCUGCUAGUGACCUCUUUGCCGUGGCUCUCAUUUGACCUUUCACCUCUGUCUGUUGGAAGCAGUACUUUUUACUUGCUGCCUCAUUGUCUUCUGUACAUCUUACUGGGUUUAAUUAAAAAGAAAAAACAACUCUGUUGUAAAAACAGUUUAACACAAUACUAAACUGCUAAACAACUAGAUGUAAUCAGGUUAUCAAAGGCAAGUAGAGUAAUAAAUCUCUUCUGCAUGGUAAAUCUAGACUUUUUUCCCCCCUUGAUUGUCCUCGUGAUAGGUAUGUCACCAAUACAUGAUUUAAACUGAGCACUGAUGCUGGACUUGAGUUUUACCCCUCCCUCUUUUUGGCAAGGCUUUGUCUCAUUGUACGGUUUAAUUUUAUGAUAUCUUAAGCCUUUCUUCCCAUUUUUAACUGUUCAGGUAUGUCUGUUAUAACCCAUAAGUUUAUUGCUGUGAAAUGACUUCUGAUGAUAGAGAAGGGGUCCUUUAAAGCCUUUUGUUUUUGUUGGAUAAAUUCCCUGUUGUGUGGGUGGCAUUUUUCUUGAGGCGGUUUGCUUCUGUCUUAGCCUUGCACAGGGAAAAUAUCCAUUUAUCUUUUCUCUUGUGCUUAAUUAAUAGCUUUAUCCUUUUUUUUUUUACACCAUUUUAUCUUUUUCUCUUUAGCAGAAAGUAAAUAUGUAUAAAAUUUGAAGGAACCGAACUAACAAUACAUUCUGUGUAUAUUAUUUUAAUGAAGAAAAUAAAUUGAUUACUGGCAUUGGAACAGUAUAAAAUACCAGUUUGUACAGUAUGACCUAUAUGUGACUAUGUUACUCCCUUCCAUUUCAUAUAAGGAAAUAGACACAACUGCAGUUCACAGGAUGUACUGGCUCCACCCUUUGGUGCUGGCAGUGUUUGGGGACAUUAUGCUGGAAGGAGCUCCUGGCGUGAGAGGAUUAACACUAGUAGAUUCUGUUCCAUCUUUGCACUGUGGCUUACCUGCUGAUUUUCUUAACUGUUCUUGUGCAAUCAAUAAUGUGCUAACGUGCUUUUCUCUUUUUGUAACGUUUUACAUUACAGGCUGCAUUUCUUGCCUUACUAUAUAGAAAAAGAAAAAAGGCUGGGUUUAUUAUUGCACAUUUUAAGCUUUUAUACCUGUAUCUUCUUGGAAUGGUGAGAUUCUAAACGAGACAGCCAGAACUGCAGGUCUGCUGUUAAGGGAUUUUAAAUUGUGCAUUUUUAACACUACAGUGAAAUAAUCUAAGAUAUCCCCUGUGUUCUUAGUAUGAGGGGCUAUUUUAUGUCACGUUGGCAUAAAUUGUUUUGUAAAGGGGAAAGUGUUUCUAACGGUGUUCCAAUAUUUGUGCUGAUACAAAGUAAGUUAUUGCUUUGCACUAGGUGGUUUGGCCACUGACAGAAUACUGUAUUGCAAGGGAAAUAAUCUUUUAUUUCUUUAGAAAGCAAACUUACAUUUUACCAAGUUCUUUACUUCUGUUGAUUGAUUUCUAAUUGAGUUUAUGGUUCAGGCUGGGAACUGAGAAGUUAUUUGAAGUAGGAUAGGCAAACCUCAGUAUAUUAUAUACAACGCACUCUCAGCUCAACUGUUGUGUUUAAAAUACACAUUUUAAAUCCCUAUUUACAGACACUAACGUAAAAAAUACAGCUUUCUGGGUUGUAAACAUGUGGUAGUACCAGAGUAUUGUAUAGUCAGUGUUAAAUAAAAGCCAAAACUGGAAUGUGCAGAAAAUAGGAUUUGGUUAAUUUGUGGACUCACCUUUCUGUCUUUGUUUAACUUUUUAAAAAGAUACCUGGAGUAGAUCAGUGUAUUCUGUUAAAGACUUAACAGUGAUCCAUUUUGCUUACACUGUUGCAUCACAAGGGACUUGCCCAGGGACCAUGACCUGCUGGUGUGUGUAUAUAUUUACAAAAACAAAACAAACAAACCACCCAUUGGGAUAUAAGGUAGCAAUCACAAAUGAAAGACUGCGGCUUGUUUAGGUGCAGUACCCUGAUUUCCCAAAGUUAGUUACAGUGGGUCUUAAUUGUUUUUGUGACAGGAGUUAUUCAGACUGCUGUACUCUCCAUUUGAUGUAACAAAAUGCUAUUAAUCUAAAUAUUUGUAAAUAAAGUACCUGUAUCUAGAUUAAAUUAAAAUUGUUUGCAUUAUUUUCUGAAUUAUAACAGGAUUUCGUAUUUUCUUCAGGCAGUUAUUUGGCAUAAGUCGCCGGUGUGUAUUUCAGAAUUGUCCUUUUUGUUUAAAAAGAAAAGUCUACAUAAGUAGCGUAUAAAUCCACAUCACCCAGUAAUUGAGCUAGUCUUAUCCUUGUGUUCAGAUCACACUUGCAGUGUUUUUCAACCUUUUUCAGUGUGAGAUCAGCACAUUUGGUGGCUGAUAGUGUUCUCCCUUGACUGUACUUGGGGCCAAAUUCUGUUAUUUGCAUGUGUAAUCCCCUAUAAUAAACUUGGGUGCUCAAAAAUAGAGAAGCAAAUUGUCAUAUUGUAAUAUCUGUGUGCCAGACACUGGGCAAGUACACUUUGGAGAGAAUGUGAAAUUCUUUUAAUUUUUAAUCCAUGGAGAGCUUACUACGUGUGUGGUCACCUGCUUUUCUGGGUUACUCCUUGCCCUUUUGCACCUAUGAGGCCCUCCUGAUUAGUAAUUGGUGCUCAGUACUCUACGCGUUAGACAUUCCAGUAUGAUGUUCAAGUAUUUUUCAUGGACAAAGUGUUUGAUGCGGUAACUUUGAUUUUUUUUUGGUGGGGGUGGGGGUUGGUGGUGUUUUCAUAAUACUAGUUAGAGGUAGCAAAGUUUCUUUGGCAAGAUGUCUUUUGGAACCGGGUGUUUGUUUGGCGUUACACGUUAAUUACCUCACCUCUAAUUCCAGAAGACUAUAGUUUUGGGAACUUUUUUGCCCACUUUUUUUUUUUUGUGGUAUGCAGGCCUCUCACUAUUGUGGCCUCUCCCGUUGCGGAGCACAGGCUCCGGACGCGCAGGCUCAGCGGCCAUGGCUCACGGGCCCAGCCGCUCCACGGCACGUGGGAUCCUCCCAGACCGGGGCACGAACCUGUGUCCCCUGCAUCGGCAGGCGGACUCUCAACCACUGUGCCACCAGGGAAGCCCCGCCUACACAUGUUUUAAGUGUUCUCUUUUCUUAUAAAUGUGUGGCUCAAUUCACUCCCCUUAACAGAAGACCAAAUGAUUCCUGUUCAUGUGGGAAUAUAGAGAGGGUUCAUGUGGCAGUUUAGAAAGAAAAUAUUUUACCCUCAUUCAGCACAUGGACAGACCAGGAAACUGCGUCCUUGAAGGAUUUCAGUAAUUGUGGAUAGGCCAGGAUUUUAAGCAUUUUGCUAAGACUUGUGGAAAUGAAACAAAGAAUAUAACUACCAAAUCAGUUUUAUUUUGGAAGUAGAUGUUUUCUGGAACUUAAUGUGUUAAUAAAUUUUAUGCCAUUUU